AACGGAAGUUUUCAAAAAAUGGUUUAGUCAAAUAUGUACCAGCUUCAGCUUUAUAAAAUUGUGGUUAAAUCGGGAUACUGAACGCUUUUUCCCCAGGCAGGAAUAAUUUAAGAAAGUCCUGUUUCAAUAAAACCUAAUUUAUUUUCAUGUGAAUUAUCUUUCAUUGAAAACAAAUUACUAAUAAUUAAAAUGGCGUGAGAUUUCAGUUGGCACAGUAAGAAUUUUUGCAAGAAUUGACCAAUAUGUUUGCAAUUCUCUCGGGACUCUGUGCCGCUGGGGCUUCGGUUUUUGGCAAAUUAAGCAGUACUGUAGAAUCCCAGGAUGUCCUUGGAUGGACACUAAAGGCUUGUUGUAUUAUUUUUAUGAUUAUCCUCAACACUUUGGUCUGGACAUUCUUUGUAAAAGCACUGCAUUCCGGAAGUGGAGGAAGUGUUGGAGCAACAGUUGUGAGUUCUGGAACCAAUUACUUCACCUCAGCUCUUCUUGGUUGGGUGAUUUUCGGAGAAACUACAUCCCUUUUCUGGUGGUUCGGAACAUCCUUGAUAAUCACAGGAAUAAUUCUCAUUUCCAUCCCCGACAAAAAAGAAAAACAUCAGUAAAAGUGCCUUACGAUUUUUUGCAUCAAGAUUAAAUAUAUUUAAUUUAUUUAAGUAUA
Molecule: messenger RNA, 655 nt
Organism: Phlebotomus papatasi
Lineage: Eukaryota; Metazoa; Arthropoda; Insecta; Diptera; Psychodidae
Product: transmembrane protein 42-like
Exons: 3
Coding region: 243-599 (118 amino acids)
Source: RefSeq, a predicted model, not a curated record